Molecule: messenger RNA, 675 nt
Organism: Arabis nemorensis
Lineage: Eukaryota; Viridiplantae; Streptophyta; Magnoliopsida; Brassicales; Brassicaceae
Source: the annotation of a GenBank genome assembly
AUGGCGGAGGAGUCGUACGACGAAGAGUGCGACUAUCUCUUCAAGGCGGUGCUGAUAGGAGACUCUGCCGUCGGAAAGUCAAAUCUCUUGUCGAGAUUCUCAAGAGACGAGUUCCGGUUAGACUCUAAACCGACCAUCGGAGUAGACUUUAGGUACCGGAAUGUUCGAGUUGGUGGGAAGACCAUCAAAGCUCAGAUAUGGGACACGGCCGGUCAAGAAAGAUUUAGAGCAAUAACGAGUUCGUAUUACCGUGGAGCUUUAGGAGCUUUACUUAUCUACGACAUCACUAGACGACAAACAUUUAAAAACAUCAACAAAUGGUUGUCUGAGCUCAGAGACUUCUCCAGUCCCGAGACCGUCGUUGUUCUCGUCGGUAACAAAUCCGAUCUCCGGCAAUCAAGAGAAGUUAAGGAGGAAGAAGGUAAGACUCUAGCUGAAUUAGAGGGUCUCUAUUUCCUCGAAACAUCUGCUUUAGAGAACCAAAACGUCGAAGAAGCGUUUCUAAGCAUGAUCGGACGUAUACAUGAGGUUUUGAUCCAAAAGAGCGUUUCAGACAACAAAUCUAACGGUGAAGGUACUACGGUCGUUCCCGCCGGUAAAGAGAUCGUAAAUAUUCACGAAGUUACCGCCACUCGACCGUUGAGUAGUACUUUCUCCAAUUGUUGUUUAAAGUAA